AUGCCAGUUCUCAGUCUGUUGGCUUGUCUUCAGCAAUGCCCAGAGAUCGUACAGCACCUUUCCAUUGACUCACUUCUCCUUCUGUUUCGUCUACUACAGUGCCUCAAAGAGCGGCUGUCAUGGUUCUCGCCAUGCACGGAUAGCGAGCCCCCAUUGAAUUUGCCCUCCGAUGUCAAGAAAUUCCUGGCUAGCGCUCUGCAUAUGUCAUGCGAGUUACCAGAUGGUGCACUCAUCGACCGGUGCUGGAGCGCGCUUCGUAAAUCUGUUUGGGCGAGUACUAGCAGUACUUUUGCUGAGCAGUGUCGCUCUAAGGAGCUUCUCGAUGUCUUCGCGAAGCAUGGAAUCCCUCAAGGAAUAGGCUUCCAUGAUCUAUACCCACGCACCCGGGUCUGUCUUGACUCGAACUGCAAAAUUGUUCCGAGCCAUCAACCCAGUGAAGGAACAAGUCCUGACGAAUCGCGCAAACUGACUCGGCUUGUUCCAUUGCAUUGUGUCAAUUUCACUCGGGAGUUCGGACCUAUCCCAGUUGUCGCAUACUCUGCCCAAUGCCGGUCUUGUUUUACUCGGUACUACCCGGACUACUAUGUCCACGAGCGCCGUGGCCUUCGAUCUUACUACCCUGGAGUCCCACCAUCAAUUGAGGUCGCAAAACACACAUAUAUCGAGGCUACACUUUGCGAGCAGUUUUCGGCUUCUAUGGUCUUUGCUUGGGUCUCGGGACAGAACAAUGCGAAGAUUUACCAGGAACAACACUGGGAAGCUGAAGCUGAAUUCCCUCUCGUAUGGCCUGUUGUGCCGAGACUCGACGGACCGAUGGUAUCCGAUGCGUUCUUCCUUUUUGCACUCCUACGCGACCAUGAUGAGCACGAAACUCUUCUUGUCCUUCAAAACGAUACCAACCAAUCGAUACGACUCAGCAGUGCUUUGUUGCAGCGGAAUACGGCAAUGGUUGGCCCUGGUCAAGAGCAAUGGAAUCACAUCUGUGAUCGCUGCUGUGCCCAAAAGGUGGAUGGUGAUACGAUGCGAGCAGUUGUCACAGAUGGUGUUACAGUUGGUCGGCCAUGUUGUGGGGUUCACGACUGCAAGGGACGACUCCUCUCCCAGCGAGCCCGCUUCUGUGACACCCACAUCAAUUACGAGCGUCAAUGUAGCAUCCUUGGGUGCGAGAACGAUGCAGAGUCGGGCUUCAAGACAUGCACUACCGAGUCCCAUCGUGCAAUCGAAACCGCCCACACCACGAAGCGAUCUGCGCUGUUUCAGCUGCGGCAGCGGCUGGAGCGAGUUGGGCAGCGGCAGCCGAGUAACCCCAACGGCAGCUCUGACGACGAUCCUAUGCUCGAUGAUGAACUUGAUAUGGAUGAAGAGGGUGGUACCGGCGCCAGCACACAGAGCAGCCCAAAGGUCCGCGCUCGCUUUGGCCGGCGGUGGACUCACAACGAGCAGCUUUGUGUUGCAACUUGUGGGGUGGUCCUUGGCCGGAUGACAAUGUAUGGCUCAGAAGCAGUAAGCGGGGUCAAAGUAUUUCUGCGCCGCUUAUUCCCAACCCAGCACUCGCUUCCCCGUGUCAUCUUCUACGAUAGCGCCUGCCAGCUCAAGAAGCAUCUACUGGCCAGCGGUGACACAUACUUUGACAAUUCAGCACUGCCUGUAGAUGUCUUCCACAUGAAGAGCAAGCACAAGGAGUCCGACGAGUUUUGUGGGUUUCACUGCAAUCCUGCACGGUGGCCUGAAUUGCAUGACGGAGGGGUAUGGCGAUUCAAUUCCUCAGCAGCAGAGAUGACCAAUGCUUGGUUUGGUGGGUUUAUUUCAAUAGUGCGGGAGAUGCGCGAGGAUCGCUAUGAUUUCUUCCUUGAUGAAGUCAUCAAACAGCGAAACUGCCGCACCAUUCACGAGCUUGCCCUUCAUGGCGCGCAUCCCCGCAAGCUAGAGCGGUCUUGGCUGUUAGCAGAGCAGUAG
Messenger RNA from Rhodofomes roseus, 1956 nucleotides. RefSeq lists its product as uncharacterized. NCBI's taxonomy places the organism in Eukaryota, Fungi, Basidiomycota, Agaricomycetes, Polyporales, Fomitopsidaceae. Bases 1 to 1956 code for a protein of 651 amino acids. The transcript has 6 exons. The record is from RefSeq and is a predicted model, not a curated record.